Molecule: messenger RNA, 798 nt
Organism: Stylophora pistillata
Lineage: Eukaryota; Metazoa; Cnidaria; Anthozoa; Scleractinia; Pocilloporidae
Molecular function (GO): zinc ion binding; nucleic acid binding
Source: RefSeq, a predicted model, not a curated record
AUGGCCGCGAACUAUGCAGCUGCUGUAGAGCUGUUGAAAAAGCGGUUUGGUAAAAAGAUUGCGAUUCAAAGAACCUUGGUAAACGAACUUUUAAACACGCAACCAGUGUUCAACGACGGUGACACGGUGAGGCUGCGAAAUCUGUACGACUUUGUUGAGUCGAAAUACAGAGCGUUGCAAGCUCUACAGGUUGAAGAACAGAAUUAUUCGGAGAUAGUCGUACCGGUCCUUUUGGAAAGGAUCCCCGCAUCAAUUCGUUUGACGAUCACUAGAGGAACGAAUUACUUGGAGUGGAGUGUACAGGAAUUGUUGGCGGCCCUACUCACUGAGGUUGAACUGCGAGAGGAUCAUUGCUUGAACCAACGUGGAUUCAGUGACCGCAGAAAGGUGUCAGUUAUCCCGACAGCAAAUGCGCUUUUUGGAAGGAAAGGAGAGGUCAAGGGAUGCGCCUUCUGCCUAGGAAAUCAAGCGCCAGAAAACUGCACGAAAGUGAACGACAUUGGCGAACGUAAGAAACUACUUAUUAGAUUUGGUAGAUGUUUUAAUUGUAAUGAUAAGGGCCAUAGAGCCAGAGACUGUGAAAAAACUGUACAAUGUAAGCACUGUAAGGGGUCACACAAUACUUGUUUAUGCGAAACCAAACUAGGGCAGUCUUCUGGGGAAAAUAGCACCCGUCUAGCAGAAAACUCGGUUAAUACCCAGCUCGUUGGCACCGAAUGUAGAAUCGCACUUCAAACAGCUCAAGCGAUCAUUAGCGGGGGAUCAUUAGCGAGUCUUGUUCGAUUCGGGCAGUCAUAG